This is a messenger RNA of Lathyrus oleraceus (garden pea), 1632 nucleotides long. Its product is annotated as probable serine/threonine-protein kinase PBL2. Gene Ontology annotation, molecular function: ATP binding; protein kinase activity. The record is from RefSeq and is a predicted model, not a curated record. Gene Ontology annotation, biological process: protein phosphorylation. Bases 175 to 1359 code for a protein of 394 amino acids. Lineage: Eukaryota; Viridiplantae; Streptophyta; Magnoliopsida; Fabales; Fabaceae. The transcript is spliced from 6 exons.
AUUUCCUCACACAAAACAACAAAAUACUUAUUCUAAGUUGAAGACUUUUUCAUAAUUUCAUUCACACCCUUUUCUUCAUUCUGUGUUUUCCUUUCAUCAGUAUUAUUGUUCCUCCCAAAGGACAUAACAUAACGUAACAUAACACAGAGAGAACAAAAGAAAAACACUUUCAUCAUGGGAAACUGUUUCAGAAAACCUGUUUGUCAUGUCUCUUCAUCAAGUUUAUUUGGAAGUACAAAGACUCAAAGUAAGACAACACAGACUUCAAAUUCUUCUGAACCGAAAACGAAUAUGGAUACUUCAUGGUCGAUUGACGAGAAAUCCAUCUCUAAUGAUGUUAAGUCCUUCAGCUUUAACGAUCUAAAGGAGGCGACAAGGAACUUCCGCCAAGAAAAUUUGAUCGGUGAGGGAGGGUUUGGAUUCGUCUACAAAGGAUGGAUAGAUGAGAAUACCGGUGCUCCUACAAAACCAGGAAAUGGAAUUGUAGUAGCCAUUAAGAAACUUAAACCAGAAAGUUUUCAAGGUCACAAGGAAUGGCUUGCGGAAGUGAAUUAUCUCGGCCAACUUCACCAUGAAAAUUUGGUGAAGCUUAUUGGUUAUUGCUCAGAAGGUAAAAACAGGCUUCUAGUUUAUGAGUUUAUGCAGAAAGGAAGUUUGGAAAAUCACUUAUUCAGAAAAGGCGUUCAACCGAUUUCCUGGAUUACACGAAUCAAUAUUGCGAUCGGUGUUGCAACAGGACUAGCAUUCUUACAUUCCCUCGAUGCAAAUGUUAUUUAUCGCGAUUUAAAAGCUUCCAACAUUCUACUUGAUUCGGAUUUCAACGCAAAUCUUUCCGAUUUCGGCUUGGCAAGAGACGGCCCGACCGGAGAUAACACUCACGUUUCAACUCGAAUUAUCGGAACUCAUGGUUAUGCUGCCCCAGAAUAUGUAGCUACAGGUCAUUUAACGCCGAGGAGCGACGUAUACAGCUUCGGCGUCGUCCUGUUAGAGCUACUAACAGGACGACGUGUAGUCGACGACGAUAGACCAACAUAUUCGGAAGAAACGCUAGUAGAUUGGGCAAUGCCUUUUCUGAGUGACAGCAGAAGAAUAUUGAGAAUCAUGGAUACAAAAUUAGGCGGACAAUACUCAAAGAAAGGAGCUCAAGCUGCAGCUGCACUUGUUCUAAAGUGUCUUCAUACUGAUCCUAAACACAGACCAACCAUGGUUAAUGUUUUAGCUGCAUUGGAAGCAUUACAAUCCUCAAAUUCAGUACCAAGAACACCAAAAUCUGGAUCUGAUCAUAAUCAUCAUGCAACAAAACAUUCUAGUCAUCAUCAUUCACAUAAGUCAAUUGCGAGUAAUACUAGAAAACAUUGAGAUGAUUCUCUCUAUGUGGAUGAAUGGUUAUGCAUAUAAACUAGUGGUUUGUUGUUUUAUUUUGUAGUCAUGUGAGCAAUGUUCAUGUUGUUAUUGAGAAGCAUUAGCAUGCUUAAAGCAGGAACAUUGUUAGAUGUCUUGAUAAUUUAUGGAUGGAAAUGUUAGACUCCUAAUUUCUAGACCGGUAUAUUCAUUUAAUUUAUGGACAUAGACUUGCAUAAGUUUUUUAAUAAGAAUUCUUUAUAAUCCUAGAACACUAUUUAGGGGUGAUCA